AUGUACGGAAGGGUCCGGAUUCUACAGUUGGGAAACUUGAUAUAUUUGAUCUUUAACAUCACCGGAAGCUUUAGCCAAUCCACCGCGCAGAUUAUCAUCUUCCGAUUUCUCGGUGGCUUUGGAGGCAGUGGUCCGUUAGUGAGGUGGACGUUCUAUAUUAUGUCGAUUAUCAAUGGGCUCGUGGGUAUAUUUAGUGUCUUCUUCCUAAGGGAAACCUACGAGCUAUAUCUACUGAAAUUAAAAGCCUAG
Penicillium cinerascens is the source of this 249-nucleotide messenger RNA. RefSeq names its product MFS general substrate transporter. Gene Ontology annotation, molecular function: transmembrane transporter activity. Lineage: Eukaryota; Fungi; Ascomycota; Eurotiomycetes; Eurotiales; Aspergillaceae. The transcript has 2 exons. Gene Ontology annotation, biological process: transmembrane transport. Bases 1 to 249 code for a protein of 82 amino acids. The record is from RefSeq and is a predicted model, not a curated record.